AUUUAUAGAAACCGUCGUUGUUCGAAACCAUAAACGGGUUUCUGCGGUCAAUUGUUUAACGUUUUUUUUUCCUCCGAAGUGUUCACGUCGGAGACGGUGACUGGACGUCCAGAAACCACAAGCUGAAGACAUGAACCCAUCAGCAGGGGUCCCGAGGAGAACUAUGUUCCUGGCCACCGAGUAUCAGGCCCGCUUCCUCCCGCCAAGCCUCGAAGGAUGUGCCUCAUUUAAAUCGUUUUGUUUCUUCAAAGACAACAAAACGGAACCCCAGGUCCAAAAUGCUGCCCAGCUGCAGACUCCACCAAAACAACCCUCUGCACCACAGCGGGAGACCAACAACAACAACAAGACUGACUACACAACCACUUACACAGGUGACUAUCGAGCUAGAAAGGGAGACAGGUGUUGUCUACAGAAGCAUGAAGGGAACUUAAAAGUUUCCUCUGGACUUGUUCCUUUGGAUAUCAAGAAGUCUAAGCAGAAGGCCGUACUGUUACCAAAAGACGAGGGACACUCUGAAAAGGUCACCGGCUACAGGCUGGAUUUUUCCACCACUGCAGAUCAGCCUCAGGACAGCUGGUUUGCGGCCUGGACCGGCAGCGGUCAUUUCCUUCCAGAUGAAGUCCGAGAGUCUGUGAAGGCUCUGACCAUGAAGCUCCACUCCCAGUUCCAAGAGGCUAAUCCAGCAGCAGAGCGCAAACACCAGUCACCGAAGGCAAGCGAGGAAAAAGGCGCCAUGUCUGUGCGAUUUGCAGAGAAAGGCAAGACGGCGAUCCAGGCGCCGCGGGAGGACACCCGGAAAACUGCGCCACAGCCCGCCCCUGCUAUCCAGACAAACAAGGAGGUUUCAGGGGGGAAACUUCAAUCGGCCAAAAACCAGAGCUGUAACAACCAGCCUCCUCGAGACAGGAAAAGGGUCUCCGUCUUGAAAUGCUCCAUCAGCCUGCAUCAGUCGUUUGCAGAGUGAAGCGUUUCCUGGACUGUUCUGAUUAAAACAAACUGACCUGA
Molecule: messenger RNA, 1008 nt
Organism: Oryzias melastigma (Indian medaka)
Lineage: Eukaryota; Metazoa; Chordata; Actinopteri; Beloniformes; Adrianichthyidae
Exons: 4
Coding region: 131-967 (278 amino acids)
Source: RefSeq, a predicted model, not a curated record